Messenger RNA from Pocillopora verrucosa, 1841 nucleotides. RefSeq names its product perilipin-2-like. The record is from RefSeq and is a predicted model, not a curated record. Gene Ontology annotation, cellular component: cytosol; lipid droplet. Gene Ontology annotation, biological process: positive regulation of triglyceride storage; lipid storage. Lineage: Eukaryota; Metazoa; Cnidaria; Anthozoa; Scleractinia; Pocilloporidae.
AACAGUCUUAUAUCGUUUCAUCGGUGUGAGCACAUCAUUUACAAUCAAUUGUGUUUUAAUCUAGAGUUUGUGUCUUUACUGGUGGGACAUCGGCCAUUUAUCGAGAAAAAUGUGUACUGAAGUAGAAAACAAGUCUUUCACGACUCGUCUGUGGGAACUUCCUGUGGCACUGGCGGCAGUUGAUCAACUAUCACAAAUUUACAAUGCUGUGAAGGAGCGAAAUUGUGUCACAAGGAUGGCUUGUAAUGCCGGUGAAAAAACGAUCGAUAUGGCGAAUUCUGCCACUAAACCUAUAAUUCAGGCGGCCAGCACUUGCUCGCUGUCGAAACCCAUCGUUGGAACAGUUGAAUGUGCUGCUGCAACCAUUGACCGUGUGGCAUCAGGAACAUUAGCCAUAGUCGAAGAGAAGUGUCCCAUCAUGACCAAAACACCCACAGAGAUCAAGACUACUGUGGCUGAUACUGCCACAGAGUACUACAGCAAAGUACAAAACAGCUGUGUUGUGCAGAUGUUGGCUGCCAAGACAGAGGAAGUCUUGGAUUAUAGUGAGUUGAUUGCUGAAAUGGCAUUGCCAACUGACAGCAACAAUGAAGAGGACAAGAAAGAACUGGAGAGAGCUGAUGACGUUGCCAGCAAAGGAGCUUUAUUGAGGGCUGUAACCCUUAAGAACAUGGUGACACGUAGAGGAAAGAAGAAACUGAUGACUUUCAGGCCUGUGAAGAUCAGUGUUGAUGUGGUGACAUGUUUACAGGGACAUGUGAAUGACUUACUAGGUAAAUCAUCUGAUUGCAGCAAGAAAGUCUAUAAGGCAUCCAUGUACAUCCCAAACUUGGCUCUCGGUCUUUCUGGUGAAGUGAUUGUCUGUACAAAGGACCUAGUUUUUGCUCUUAAUCAGGCUCACUCAAUAAAGGAUAUGCCCUCUUGUGUGGCCAAUGUGGUGGUCAAGGCCAUUCAGCCACUCUCUGAUGUUACAGACAAACUGGCUGGCUAUGUAUUUGUCCCUCCACAAGUUAUGACUGAGUACCUUCUGACAUCUCGCCCAGUUCAGUGGAUUCUCCCUGAAAUUGUCCCAGUUCAAGACUUGAUCACCAAAAUGGAUAUCACCAUGGAAGAGAUUGAAGACACAACUGAGUCAGAGGAAUUCGAAAAUUUGGAAGACUCUUCAUAAAUUUUAAAAAUUUCCUUCUUUAUUAAUAUAUUUUCCUUUUAAAGAAGUCGCAACUAUUUUAUCUCUUUUUAAUUAAUCAACUACUGUAAAUUAAUGUAUAUUAGGGUCAGGUAUAAGUAAGUGUCCUGAAGUUUUUGAGGAGGAAAGGCUCACAUUCACAAAAGCUCAUGUGGUUUAUAUUUUUACUGUAAAAUUCACAACACUGUUUCAUUGCAGAUUUGAUCAGAGAACUAGAUAUAUUUGCAAAGACUAGUGACUGAAAAUUAAAAAAGCAAUACAUCAUUUUCUUUCUUUGAAAAUUGUAAAGAUUUUAACUUUGUUUUUAAACUUCAAAGUCAAUGGAAAUCAUAAUUAUGGCCUGUGACAUUUUAUGAAUUAUUUUACACAACAAAUAGUUUGUAGUGGUUGUUUCUUGGUGUACAUUGUAAAAUUGAUUUUGCAAGGGUCAGGAAUUGAAGCAUGGGUGUCUGUGUGGCCACAAUGAGAAAAAGUUGAUAUCAAAUGCAUCUGAAUGAUUAGACUGUGUAAUCAAAUGUUACUCUGGAAUUAAAAAAAUUUACUUUAUAUAAUCAUAAUAUAUCAGAGACUUCCAUAAAUAAAGGGAUGUUAUGUUAUUUAGUCUAAAUGGUAAAAUAUGAACAGUUGUUCAAUAAAAACAGUCCUUGUUAUGUUA